Messenger RNA from Penicillium longicatenatum, 1797 nucleotides. RefSeq lists its product as uncharacterized. The transcript has a single exon. NCBI's taxonomy places the organism in Eukaryota, Fungi, Ascomycota, Eurotiomycetes, Eurotiales, Aspergillaceae. Bases 1 to 1797 code for a protein of 598 amino acids. The record is from RefSeq and is a predicted model, not a curated record.
AUGCUGCUGAAUCUUGGUCUCACAGCGGAUGCCGCAGCUGCUCACAAUCCCGAUCCUAGCGCCCAGCCAGAAACGCCACCCGCGCCUUCUUCACCAUCAUACUCCCCAGCCUUCUCCUUGGCCACCUUGCCAAUUUUGGGCUCUCUAUAUAACAGAACUAAACCGACUGAUGGUCCUGCACAACCUGUGGGCUCUAUAUCCGGCGUGGCCAUGAGCCCCAUUGGAUCCAAGCCGAGCGAGGGCGAGUCGUCUAAGGCCACCACGUCGGCCCCCGGCAGACCUCGUGUCAGCCGCUCGAACACGAACGCAACGCGCAAGUCCACCCGGUCUAAGACCUCGUAUCAGCUCGCCCACCCUGCCUCACAUGCUCGUCACAAGCGACUGAAGCUCCGUCCGAAGCUUCUUCUACAGCUGCAACAGGUGUCGCACACACCUCGUCCCCUGCCCAUCUUGGAUGUCCUUCCGUCAACAUUAUAUCUACCACGGUUGGCUCGGAAAUUCCCAGCGAUGUUCCGUGGUAAGAAUGGUCUCGGUCCGAAUGACUUGAUUAUCGUGAUGAGUGAACUAUAUGAGCGCACGGUCGCCAGUAUUCCGGAAAGACCGCCGAGCUCCGAGGACGACGACGACGAUCACCGCGAAGUGGUGGCUACAAUCUGCCAGAUGCUCCAGGACAAUGCACUUCAGAGGGGGAAGGCGGAGAUUUGCCUGAACUUUGGUCCGACAUGGGAGGCUACACCCCUUCCGAGCGGUUCUUACGAAUUUGUCGCGCGUACGGAAAAUGGACUGCAAGUGAUGCGCUGGGCUUUGCGAGCAGGCAGGAGUCGACGGAUGUCUGCACAGCCCAGCUCUGAGCCGCGCGAAGAUAAUAAGCGAUUCACAUUUAGUGUCAUCGACCCCAACACUCGUCGGCAUCCGGUGAUCGCGUCUAUGACGCGCAACCAGUUAGAAGUGUUCGAUGAAUACUCCACCGUGACUCGAUCGAAUACCGGGCCCACCACUCCGAGCUCGGGCAUGUCUGUGAUUAGUGACUUAUCUGAUAAUGAUGCAUUAGACCUGAAUACGGAUGCAAAUGUUGUCACGGUUGAGGAUGGACUCCGCACGUUAAUCAUCAUCACUGGAAUUUGGGUCGCUUUCCGUGAGGGUUGGUCGACCAAUUUUAAUUACGGCGAUCCACUGUCAUCUCCCAUUGGCAAAAACGUCGCCUCUCCAGCCUCCUCUAAGUUUUGUACACCACCAAUCGCCAAGAGUGAAAACAACAGCCCGGUACGUCGCGAUGAAAUAAAUGAUCCGAAGGAUGUAGCCAAUGGCAACAAGCGCUGCGCAUCCGCCGCGAGUGUUCAUCGCUCGAACACCUUAUCACCUAUCGAUGGUGCUAUGUUUGGAAGUCUCUCCAGGCGCUCCAAUUCAACCGGUGCUGCAUUCAUGGACCGAGCAAAGCGACGAAGCGCCUCCGCUGGGAAUCGUCUCAAUCGCCACAGUGCAUUCACAGGCACUGGAGAAAAUGGCGAGAUUGUUGUAUCUCGGCCCCCGUCCAUCAGACUCAAUUCAGCCGAAGCUGAAAAUUCCUCGCGUACUGCCCAGCUCAAAAGUCAAUCCAAGGCAAAGCCAGCCAAAGAGAAUCCUCGCCCCACAAGAUCCGGACAAGCGCUACCCUCAUACCUGGAUCAUCGCCAGGUCUGGGAUUCAGACUAUACCAAAGAGCCCGAACUUGCUCCUCCAGGCGAGGGCAAAAGCAAACGCCGACACCGAUUCAGUUCCCUUUUCACGAUUUUCCACCGAAAGGAAAGGAUCCAUUGA